AUGAGCGGAGAAAAGUUAGAUGCGAUUAUUUUCGGUGCUACGGGGUUUACGGGACAAAUUGUUGUCGAAGAUGCCAUUGAAAUAUUCAAAGAUUUAAAAUGGGGUAUUGCGGGUAGAAAUGAGAAAAAACUCAAAGAAUUGUUGGAAAAAAUUGGCAAACGAACCAAUACUGAUCUAAGUCAGAUUCCAGUUGUUGUAGCGGAUGUUGGUGAUGAAAAGUCCAUUGAGAAUAUGGCAAAAAAUUGUAAGAUAGUCCUUAAUUGCUGCGGUCCCUAUCAUUUGUACGGUGAAAUAGUUGUUAAAGCUUGCGUAGAAGCCGGAACUCAUCAUGUGGAUCUGAGUGGUGAGCCGCAGUACAUUUCUGCGAUGCAAUUGAAAUAUCACGAAUUGGCACAAUCUAGUGGAUCGUACGUAAUAUCGAAUUGUGCCUUUGAAAGUAUUCCUGCUGAAUUGGGUGUCCUAUAUGCUGAGGAGAAUUUUCCUGGAAUUGUCAAUUCGGUUGAGCUAUACUGUAUGGUGGUGCCGAAUUAUGUAGAUACCACAUCGAAAGCUAUAUUAAAUAGCGGCACCUGGGACAGUGCUAUUGUCAGUAUGCAAUAUGCUCGACAAAUGUGGCAGUUGGAAGGAAAAUUGAACAAGGAACCGUUGCCCAGAUUAAGACCGAAACUAUGGAUGAAAAUUUAUCCCCACAAAAUUGAGGGUGCCAGUAAAUACUUUGCUCCAUUUCCCAUUACUGAUACUCCCGUAGUGGAGAGAUCGCAGCGUUUAUUUUAUGUUCAUGAAAAUAAAAGACCAAUGCAAUUCCAGAUGUAUAUUGGGUUUACCUCCUUCUUUCUGGCUAUGAUGUUUCCAUUGUUCUUACUAUUUAUUGCAUUAAUGGCACAGUGCGGUUGUACGCGCAGCCUCUUAUUUAAAUAUCCACAUUUCUUUACGCGUGGCACAAUGACCCAUCAAGGACCCACAGAGGCUAACAGGAAGGUAGCUGAAUUUAUAUACAUUCUGAAAGCUAAGGGCUGGACAAGAGGUACUGCAGAUUCGGAAGCACCAAAUAAAGAAGUAGUUGUGCGGGUUUCUGGCAAGGAUCCCUGCUAUGGUAUAACCAGUACCUGUUUACUGAUGUGCGCCAAAGUCAUUUUGAAACAACACCAACAAAUGCCAGGAAAUGGUGGCGUUUUUCCACCUGGCUUUGCAUUUGCCAAAACGCAAUUACUCGAGGAGCUGGGCGGCUACAAAUCUGGUUUGAAAUUUGAAGUAUUGAAGCCAUGA
Messenger RNA from Musca vetustissima, 1266 nucleotides. RefSeq names its product saccharopine dehydrogenase-like oxidoreductase. The transcript is spliced from 7 exons. Lineage: Eukaryota; Metazoa; Arthropoda; Insecta; Diptera; Muscidae. The coding region runs from base 1 to 1266 and encodes 421 amino acids. Gene Ontology annotation, cellular component: plasma membrane; lipid droplet; mitochondrion. Gene Ontology annotation, biological process: glycolipid biosynthetic process. The record is from RefSeq and is a predicted model, not a curated record.